Fusarium tjaetaba is the source of this 2973-nucleotide messenger RNA. RefSeq names its product nitrate assimilation regulatory nirA. Bases 1 to 2973 code for a protein of 990 amino acids. Gene Ontology annotation, cellular component: nucleus. The transcript has a single exon. NCBI's taxonomy places the organism in Eukaryota, Fungi, Ascomycota, Sordariomycetes, Hypocreales, Nectriaceae. Gene Ontology annotation, biological process: regulation of DNA-templated transcription; DNA-templated transcription. Gene Ontology annotation, molecular function: DNA-binding transcription factor activity, RNA polymerase II-specific; DNA binding; zinc ion binding. The record is from RefSeq and is a predicted model, not a curated record.
AUGGAUUACGAACAGCACAUCGGUUCUUUCAAGCUUCAUACCAAGACCCACAUCCCCCAAACAUGUCUUGAAUGCAAGCAGCGCAAGGUACGCUGCGACAAACAACCGGGGACAUGUCGCAAUUGUCGACGGCUGGGAUUACUUUGCUCUCUCAACAAUGAUGAGCACAAACUUCACGCGAGGCCGUCACCGUCAAGGAAACGUCUUAGAGGAGCUCGUGCCUGUUCUUACUGUCGUCUCAAGAAGAUCAAGUGCUCGGCGACGCUUCCAGCAUGUGACGCCUGUCAGCAAAGGGACAUCAGAUGCACUUAUCCGCCACUCAAGCGUUACCGACGCGCCCCAGAAGGUUACUCGCAUGAGGAAACCACACUGGAGGAGGAAACACCCCAGCAACACGAAGAUUCCUUUCUGGAAAGAGAACGAGGCUUACAGGCUGUCUCCCAAUUCCCAAGCAGUCCUCCCGCUGCUGAACCAGCAGAGCACCAACAUCAAAAUGAACUAGAGCAGCAGCAGGAGCUUUAUAGCGAUCGUCAAGACGACCUGGUGAUUGAUGGGGAGUAUGAAUGUGAGCACGAGCAUCAGCCCGUACAGGAAUGCAGUGAGGAACCGGAGCGAGAACGAGGACAGGAACCGGAGCAUCGACGGGAACGGACUCACCAGCAACAGAGCCAGCAACAGGAUGAGGAUGAUCAACGACUGGAGCAUCAACAACAUCGGUGGCAAAGAGUAGACGUGCAUCGGCAGCGGCAAUCUACGGGACAUCUUACAAGGUUCGAAGAAAUAGCAACAAUGCCGCUGUCUUCACCCGCAGACUCAUCAGUGUCGUGGCAUCCAUCAUCAACAGAGUCUGUGGCAAGGGGCUCAGGCAAUGGUGGCCCAAGCCGGGAUCAAAUAGACACCCUCCUCGACAUAUUCUUCAAGUUCAUCUAUCCCAUGCCAUCAUAUGCAUUUCUACAUCCAGAUACCACCAGGAGAAGAUGCCGUUCUCAUGAUGUGCAUCGUGCCCUUCCUGCUUCAAUUUGCGCGGUUGCAAUGCUGUACCUGCGCAGAGAAGUUGAUCUCGACCUUGAUCAUCAGCAAGACUCGAGUCGAAGAGCACUCAACUACAGCGUUACCUCCGCCGAGGCUACGAGCGCGUGGAUCAGGAUGGCCGAGGAGAGUAUCUGGCGAAGUCUCGAGUCGCCGAGUAUAACCAAACUCCAGGCGCUUCUCCUGGUGAUACACUAUUACAUAGAGACGGAGCUUUUUCAGAGGGCUUUCAUGUUGACAGCCACGGCUGCUCGUUUCGCCACGACAAUGCGACUCAAUUACGAGCGGCAUGACCUUCAGCCCGUUGCGCGAGAGGUCCGACGUCGUACUCUCUGGUCUCUCAAGAUGGUUGAGCGCUAUUUCUCGAUUGGUCUUGCCGAGUUCGACUCAUUGCCCAUGGAGGUCAUCUAUAUCGACUUUCCCAGGAGCGAGGAGGACUUCAUGGCGAUGAUCAACGGUCGCGAAGCUGAUGCUACUAGAAACGAUCAAGCCAACGGCGAUUGCCCGACCUACUAUGGCGAGGGGGGCACCUACGGGCUUGUUAUACAGCUGGAAGCAAUUCGAAAUGAUGUGAUGAAGAUCUCAAGGAAGAUCGCGCUGCUGGAAACUCCUUUGGGUAAUCUCACAGACCUCUUCAGCCACCACUUGCAAACUCUAGCAUCCAUGGAGAAACCGGCGCCGAUCCUAGAAGCUCUCCUAAGCGCGGAUGAAGCAUUCCAGCCCCUUGGAAGCAGUAGCAACAGAGACAAGUCGAUCUCCCGAUGGCUGCCCCGUCUAUUGCUGGCUCACAUCUCCUGGCACCAAGCACACUGCGACAUCAACCGCAUCCUUUUGCCUGGGUACUCGGAAGCUGCUCCUGCUGCUGUGCUCGCUGGCCAUGAUCACCAUGCCCUCCUGAUUGCUGAGGCUCAGUGCUUGCAUCACGCAAUGCGAAUCAUCUACAUACUCACCACGCUCAACCAGCAUAGCACACAACACCACCUCCUCGAAUUUGACACCGCUAUAUGUGCUUAUCAUGCCACCCGUCUUAUACUCUUCAUAUCUCGAUUUGGCAAAGGACCUGCUCGGCCGUCACCGGAAUUCGCUGUUAGCCGCGCCGAGCUUUGCCUAGCUGCGCUCAAGAGAUUUUUCCGAUUCUCAGCGCUCGUUAGUCCCAUCAUUGGAGAACUGGAGGAGUCCAUCAACAUCUUCUCAGAACAGCAAAAGAAGAAGCAAAACUUUCCUAGCAGUCAGCCAGAGGCUGCCGGAUCUAUUCACGCUACGGCGAACCAGGGGGAGGCUGCCGUAGCAAAUGCAACACAUUCGGCGGGAACUCUGUCUCACAAAACAACACCAGGUUCCUCGGGAAUCACAACGAACGAGACAGGCAGAGCCAUGAAUAGCGAACCCACAGAGGAUCAGGCUCUUCAAAGUGAUGCCCAUCAGCUGUCCUCGCUACGGAGUCAAAGCAGAUCAGGCGGUCGGUUUUCUGAAGCUGUGCGUGCUCGGCAGCGCUUAGCUGUACACAGUCUACUGCGCCGGGCUGAAUCGUCAAAUGUUGGACGCGAUGAAGAAGAAGACCAGAGGUCCCAUAUUGAUGAAGUAACUCCUGGUUCUGACACAACUCCUCGGCGUUCGUCGUUUAUAAUGGAGGGUUACAGUCCUCCCAGUCAGGGCAGUCAUGGUGCUUCUGCAGAGGAGAGACCUCAUGUGGUUGACGCAUCGACCGCUACCACUGAUGCGACCACCGGUCUACAAACAACGAUUUCCUAUCCGAAACCGAACUUCACGGCAAACAAGCAUGCUAUAAUGGGUAGGUCUCGGCCAUAUACGACCAGAUCACAGAACCAAGAGCCAACGAGCACUCGCAGCCCUGCUAUGCCGGACGUCUUUGGGUGGUGGGCUCCCCGGGACUGGGCAUGGCUCCUGCAGGAUCAACUCAGGGAAUUGGGUGAAAGCAUUUGA